Messenger RNA from Thermothelomyces thermophilus ATCC 42464, 2590 nucleotides. RefSeq lists its product as uncharacterized. The record is from RefSeq and is a predicted model, not a curated record. Gene Ontology annotation, biological process: positive regulation of transcription by RNA polymerase II. Bases 179 to 2416 code for a protein of 745 amino acids. The transcript has 3 exons. Gene Ontology annotation, molecular function: transcription cis-regulatory region binding; DNA-binding transcription factor activity, RNA polymerase II-specific; zinc ion binding. Lineage: Eukaryota; Fungi; Ascomycota; Sordariomycetes; Sordariales; Chaetomiaceae. Gene Ontology annotation, cellular component: nucleus.
AGCGGCCGUCUUCCAACCGGAGUCGCCCAUUCCCCCCUUGCUUGUCCAUACCGCUGUGUUGGCAUGGUCUCGCUAUUGACGAGCGAUGAAUUGUCUCCUUUCCGUCGGUCCAGGCAACGGGGACCUGAAGUGGUCGGAUAGCCAUAGCAUCGACUCGGACGACGCUCGGUCAGUCGCAAUGCCCUCGCCUUGGCUGGGCUCUCGCUCGACGGGGUCCAGCUCGGUCUCAGCCUCUUCUUCGAGCCUGGGGUUCUCCCACACCGGCCAGCUUUCGCCCAUCAGCAACGGCGUGGACCUGCCCUGUGGAGCUGUCCACGGCUCCGCCAGUCUCGCCUCUCCGUCUCAGUCUCCCUCGGUGACGGCCACAUCCCGUCCGGCAUCGUCGUCUGUCCAAACCCCCGCCUGGCCGCCGCCAGGUUGUGUUGGCCCCGAAAACCCCUCUCCACUUCCCGGUCCCGAGGAGCGCUACGAUGCACAACACCGGGAUGCUGCUGCCUCAGAAGGGGGGGACGUAGCCGAGGUUUUGGUUCCCAAGCUGGAACCGAUGGAGGACGAUGACUUCUGUAUGAAUGACUUCCAGGAGGCUCCUUCGCCCUUCGCUACCCGCGCGCUCCCCGGCCACCCACCGCAAGAAGAAGCCUUGGAACACUCGAAGCAGAAGAGACCGAGGGGACGACCACGGAAGCACCCGUUCGUACCGAACGUCGUCACACACAACAAGAUCACCAAGGGUCGGUCCAAGACGGGAUGCUUGACCUGUCGGAAACGGAAAAAGAAAUGCGAUGAAGCUAAGCCACGAUGCAUGAACUGCGAAAAAAAUGCAGUUGUUUGCGAGGGCUACCCAGAGAAGCAGAUCUGGAAAAGCGGAAAAGAAAGGGCCGAAGAGGAACGCCUCAGGUGCCGGGGCUUCCCGUCCAUCACCAUGCGCCCCCUCUUCCACUGUCUCGAGACGGUCGAGGACAGGAUAUUUUGGAAACAUUACAACGAACACCUUAGCGCUGUGCUGACCGUCGAGAGCGAGCACAAGAACGCCUUCAAAGACAUGAUGAUUCCAAUCGCGGUGAAGCACCGAGGGUUGAUGCACUCCAUCCUGUCCCUGGCGAGCAAGCACAUCGACUACGAGACGCCAUACGGUCUCAACAUCCUGAGGAACAAUCCCAACACCACCCUCGAGGCUCUGAAACAGCGCUCGUUCUACCAUCACCAACAAGCGCGGUUCAACAUGUACCGGGACAUUGAUGCGGCCAGGAAGGCACCGCACACGAUCGACAGAGUUUCGACCGAGGCCCGGUAUGGCCAAAUGCUUUGUUUCCUCCUCGAGGCUCUCGUCGAGGGCGACUCGAGAAGUGAACACAGGCCGCAUCUCCAGGCUUACUGCAAUCUUAUCUCCAGCUCACCACCCGAGGACUCCCCCUUCCUGUCCUUUAUUGCCGAGGUCUUCCAAUACUACAUAUUCGCCGCCGAACUCAUCCCCGGCCUCAAUGGCCACGCCGCUCGUCGCCUUGAGCCUCUCCCGCCGUUUCCCACCAUGGAUAAACCCCGGUUGCUCGGCGUCGCCGACGGCCUGCUGAAUUACCUGUCCCAGAUCACCGAGAUCCGCAACACCAUUCGGAGCAAGAUGAUGGCACAGGUGGACCUAGCCGUUGACUACCAAGUGCUCUAUCAAGGCAGCGAGAUCGAUGGCGCCAUUCGCGAUUUCACAACCUAUUGGCCCCCCGGAGACAGCCGCCAGCAGGUCACCCUCCUGUACAAGCAGAUGCUGUGGAUAUACCUCAACCGGACCGUCCAUCUGCCAUCUUCGACGCCGUCGUCCAUGGCAUCGUCCUCGACAUCCCUCUUAUCGAACAAUAGUCAACCUUGCCAUGGCCGGUAUCCGGCCUCGGUGGUCAAUACGCCUCCGCAAUCCGCGUCAACCAGUUGCGCCUCCUCUCCCCAGCUCACCGCCUCCGGCCAUGAGUCAAACCAUAGCGAUGGCCGACCGAAUUCGCGCCUGGGCCCGACGUCUCGCCCACAGGGCAGCAUUGCAGCAGACAGCGGAGUGACCGCAGCCGGGCGCGACAACCGAGCGGAAUCCCCUGCCCCAACCCGACAGCCGCCGGACCUCGAUCCUGACCUCGCCCAGGCCGUCGAAGAGUCACUGAAUCUGUUGGAGUGGUUCAAGCCUAGUGACCCUUGUCAGACCCUCCUUCUCCUCCCGUGCUUCUUGGUCGGGACGGCCUGCUUCAGGCCCUCACAGCAGCAGCGCGUCCGUGCUGCCAUCAGGGCCGUCAAGGGCUACACUGGGCUGCGGAACGCAGACUGCGUGCUUCAGCUCCUCGAGGAAGUCUGGCGGCUCAUGGAGGCCGGCGACUGGGUCGCGGCGUGGGACUGGCCUGGAGUGGCCGAGAAUCUAGGACUGGACUUCAUCCCUGCAUGAAAGGGUGUCCCAAGGAUGAAGGAGGUGUGCUCCGCAGCAUUUCCCUCGCUUUAUGGAGGAGCAAAGCCGCCCGGCUUUUCCUCCUUUCUUUCUUUUCUUUUUAUUUUUUUUUUUCGAGAUCACAUCAUCUUGCAGAAUUGUUGCGUAGCUGCAGGCAGCCUUUCCUCUGUCAAU